AUGGCGAAGAACAUGUUCUUCUCCUUCUCCUUCGCGGCUCUCGCAAUCACCGCCCUCUUAAUGGGGCUAGGCCCCCACCUCACUGCCAUCGCGCUCGCUCAAAAGGUCAGUGCAGGACUACCCCGUGACCACCACCACUCCGACGACGACGAAGAAGGGGAUUACGAACCCCCCAUGGAGUGCGACGAAGAAUUACCCUACUACCACAGUGACUCCUUGGGCCUUAACAAACAUCAGGAAUAUUGUAUUACUGGUAUUAAGUCAGGAAGUACCGGAUGGGAGAAGGCUGUCAGCGAAGACCUCAGCGCACACAUCUUCGAAUUUCAAUCAGUGGCCUCUUUGGCGGUCGAUAGACGGAUGGAUGUUUAG
Coprinopsis cinerea okayama7#130 is the source of this 369-nucleotide messenger RNA. RefSeq lists its product as hypothetical. The transcript is spliced from 3 exons. The record is from RefSeq and is a predicted model, not a curated record. Lineage: Eukaryota; Fungi; Basidiomycota; Agaricomycetes; Agaricales; Psathyrellaceae. Bases 1 to 369 code for a protein of 122 amino acids.